AUGGCGGCAGACGUCGACGCCGGCCUCAUCAGCAUCCGCGCCGCCCACGGGCCCUCGGACAUCGACCACAUCAUCACCCGCCACGGCGCGCUGUACGCCUCCGAGUACGGCUGGGACGCCAAGCUCAUGGAGAAGCUGGUCGCCAGCACCUUCACCGAGUUCCUGGGGCCCUCGCACGACCGGACACGAGAGCGCCUCUGGAUUGCCGAGAGGGGAACCGGUGGUACUACUGCGGAUCAUCAAGCAACCUUCGUCGGCUGCAUCAUGCUUUUCAACGACACGGACGACCCGGCGCACCAGUCGGCCAUGCUGCGCCUGCUGCUCGUCGAGCCGGGCGAGCGCGGCAAGGGGCUGGGCAGACGGCUGGUGCGGCAGGCGGUCGAGUUCGCGCGCGAGGAGGCCGGGUAUCGCCGGGUUUUGCUGUGGAUGCCCGGCGAGAUGGCCGUCGCGAGGAGCAUCUAUCAGACCGAGGGCUUUGAGAAGUUGACCGAGGUGGAGCAUGAAGCUUUUGGGAAGAAAUCGACGGCGGAGUCUUGGGGGUUGAACUUUUGA
Messenger RNA from Lasiodiplodia theobromae, 552 nucleotides. Its product is annotated as GNAT family N-acetyltransferase. Gene Ontology annotation, molecular function: N-acetyltransferase activity. The record is from RefSeq and is a predicted model, not a curated record. The transcript has a single exon. The coding region runs from base 1 to 552 and encodes 183 amino acids. Lineage: Eukaryota; Fungi; Ascomycota; Dothideomycetes; Botryosphaeriales; Botryosphaeriaceae.